This is a messenger RNA of Orycteropus afer afer, 1434 nucleotides long. RefSeq names its product stromelysin-1. The record is from RefSeq and is a predicted model, not a curated record. Gene Ontology annotation, molecular function: metalloendopeptidase activity; zinc ion binding. Gene Ontology annotation, biological process: extracellular matrix organization; proteolysis; collagen catabolic process. Bases 1 to 1434 code for a protein of 477 amino acids. The transcript is spliced from 10 exons. Gene Ontology annotation, cellular component: extracellular matrix. NCBI's taxonomy places the organism in Eukaryota, Metazoa, Chordata, Mammalia, Tubulidentata, Orycteropodidae.
AUGAAGAGUCUUCCAAUCCUUAUGUUUCUCUGUGUGGCAGCUUGCUCAACUUACCCUCUGGAAGGAAGAGCAAAGGAUGAAGAUUCUAGCAUGGAUCUUGUUCAGCAAUAUCUAGAAAACUACUACAACCUUGCAAAAGAUGCAACACAGUUUGUGAGAAGAAAGGACAGCAGCCCUGUUGUUAAAAAAAUCCAAGAAAUGCAGAAGUUCUUUAAGUUGGAGGUGACGGGGAAGUUGGACUCUGACACCUUGGAGGUGAUGCGUAAGCCCAGAUGUGGAGUCCCUGACGUGGGUCACUUCAGUACCUUUCCUGGCUCGCCGAAGUGGGGAAAAACUCACCUUACUUACAGGAUUGUGAAUUAUACACGGGAUCUGCCAAAAAAUGCUGUUGAUUCUACCAUUAAGAAAGCUUUGAAAGUCUGGGAGGAGGUGACUCCUCUCACAUUCUCCAGGAUUUAUGAAGGAGAAGCUGACAUAAUGAUCUCUUUUGCAGUUAGAGAGCAUGGAGAUUUUAGCCCCUUUGACGGACCUGGCAGAGUCUUGGCUCAUGCCUAUGCACCAGGACCAGGGAUUAAUGGAGAUGCUCACUUUGAUGAUGAUGAAAGAUGGACAGAGGAUAAAACAGGGACCAAUUUAUUCCUUGUUGCUGCUCAUGAACUCGGCCAUUCUCUGGGUCUCUUUCACUCGACUAAUGCUGAAGCUUUGAUGUACCCACUCUACAACCCACUCACAGACCUGGCCCGGUUCCGCCUUUCUCAAGAUGAUGUGAAUGGCAUUCAGUCCCUGUAUGGUCCUCCCCCUGUCUCCCCUGAUGAACCUGUGGUGCCCACAGAACCCAUCCUUCCAACACCUGAGACACCAGGCAUGUGUGACCCUGCCUUGUCCUUUGAUGCAGUCAGCACUUUGAGGGGAGAAGUUCUGUUCUUUAAAGACAGACAUUUUUGGCGCAAAUCCCUCCAGACUCUCAGCCCUGGAUUUCAUUUGAUCUCUGAAUUUUGGCCAUCUCUUCCUUCAAGCAUCGAUGCUGCAUUAGAAGUUGUUAGCAAGGAUACUGUUUUCAUUUUUAAAGGGAAUCAGUUCUGGGCCAUCCGAGGAAAUGAAGUACAAGUAGGUUAUCCAAGAGCUCUCUACACCCUGGGCUUUCCUUCAACUAUAAGGAAAAUUGAUGCAGCUAUUUCUGAUAAAGAAAAGAAGAAAACAUAUUUCUUUGUAGAGGACAAAUAUUGGAGAUUUGAUGAGAGAAGACAGUCCCUGGAGCCAGGCUUUCCCAGGCAAAUAGCAGAUGACUUUCCAGGGGUUGACCCAAAGGUUGAUGCUGUUUUUGAAGCAUUUGGGUUUUUCUAUUUCUUCCAUGGAUCUUCACAGUUUGAGUUUGACCCCAAUGCAAAGAGAGUGACACGUAUUUUGAAGAGUAACAGCUGGUUUAAUUGUUAG